Triticum aestivum (bread wheat) is the source of this 434-nucleotide messenger RNA. RefSeq lists its product as uncharacterized. The transcript is spliced from 2 exons. Lineage: Eukaryota; Viridiplantae; Streptophyta; Magnoliopsida; Poales; Poaceae. The record is from RefSeq and is a predicted model, not a curated record. Bases 1 to 372 code for a protein of 123 amino acids.
AUGCAUGCAGCAUGCAAACACCCAACUUUGUGGGAUCAGUUACAGGAGAGUUUGAAGGCCGUGAUAGCUAAGAGCCAUGAGUAUGAUCAGCUAAAGGAAAAUUUGAGUAAGAAAACGGCUGAUCUUAGUACUUGUGCAAUUGAAUAUGUAGAUGAUGGUGAAGGCAACAUAGUUGAAGUUCAUGAUCCUAUUAAAGUAUCAACGAAAGGUGCAACUAAGGUAGAUGAGAACCGCCCUAUGUCGAAAAAUGGUAGGCCACUUUCGUACGACGAGAUCAGAAUCAGGUGCGGCGCAUGCAAAUUGCUAGGGCACACUAAACGCAGCAAGAAAUGCAAACUAAAUAAGAAAAGCGUGGUGGGCGAAGAAGAGUAGAACAGUUGCUAAAGUUAUGUUAGGAUGAAUCCAGUGAUCUAAUAGUGAGGUGUUUACAAUGU